Molecule: messenger RNA, 12606 nt
Organism: Hypanus sabinus (Atlantic stingray)
Lineage: Eukaryota; Metazoa; Chordata; Chondrichthyes; Myliobatiformes; Dasyatidae
Product: sodium- and chloride-dependent neutral and basic amino acid transporter B(0+)-like
Exons: 15
Coding region: 179-2182 (667 amino acids)
Biological process (GO): sodium ion transmembrane transport
Cellular component (GO): membrane
Molecular function (GO): L-proline transmembrane transporter activity
Source: RefSeq, a predicted model, not a curated record
UGCUCUCCUCAACCAAUGUUAGGCGCUGGCCUUGGACUGUGAAAGAGGUGUUCCCUGGAAUAGAAGCAAAUCAUCUUUAAUGAGGAUUCAGAGAGAACAAAAUUUAAAGAAAAUAGAUCAAAGUAACCUCCUCACAGACCCGUGAACAUACAAAAGAAUCAUUCGUCAUUGUUCAAGAAUGGAUGAGAGAGUAUUGGCAUUAUCUGUCCAUGACUAUCGAACACAAACUCCAAAAGCUCAGGCUGCUCCCAUUGGACAUGUGGCUGAAAGAGAAGAGAAUGUGGAGCGAGGCAACUGGUCAUCAAAAACAGACUACCUGUUGUCAAUGAUCGGCUGUGCUGUGGGUCUGGGCAAUGUUUGGAGAUUCCCUUACCUGGCUUACAGAAAUGGAGGAGGUGCUUUUCUCAUUCCCUACACACUCAUGCUGGCAUUUGCUGGAAUGCCGGUGUUUUUCUUGGAAUCAGCCUUUGGACAGUUUGCUAGCUGUGGUUGUAUCGCUGUGUGGAAAGCUGUGCCAAUGCUACAAGGUGUGGGGAUCACCAUGAUGAUUGUGGUUUCAUUUUGCAACCUUACCUACAACUGCAUCAUUGCCUACAGCCUAUAUUACCUGUUUGUCUCCUUCCAAUCCCCUCUGCCGUGGGCAGACUGCUUCAGCUGGUGGGGAGCAGAUGAAACCUGCAGCAGGACACCCAGAGAUCCGCUCUGCAAUCUCACUCUGGACAAUGGAUAUUCUGAAAUCGUUAACACAACGUGGCUGCAGAGAAACAACAGAACUUGCUCCAAUGGAUCCGAAAUCUACGUUCCUCACCAGAGCCCAAGUGAACAGUACUGGGAUAAAGGGGUUUUACACCGGUCCAGUUUGAUGGAUGAGAUGGGGAACAUCGUUUGGCAUUUAGCCCUCUCUUUGCUUCUGGCCUGGCUGAUCAUUGGGGCUGCCCUGUCCAAAGGAAUCAAAUCUUCAGGAAAGGUGGUUUAUUUUACAGCAAUAUUUCCAUAUGUGGUUCUGACCAUACUCCUUAUCCGCGGGCUGACCCUGGAGGGAGCCCAUAAGGGGAUUGAAUUCUACAUCGGAAGCCAAACAGAUUUCUCAAAACUGGCUGAUACAGAGAAGAUGAAGAAAACUACUACCGUGAAGACAACGCAAGCUGGAACAGAAUCAAGGCCCACUGUUGCCAAAGAACCACGGGCUCAGGUCUGGAAAGAUGCAGCAACACAAAUAUUCUAUUCGCUAGCAGUGGGCUGGGGAAGUUUAAUAACCCUCUCAUCCUACAACAAGUUCCACAACAACUGUUACAGAGACACCAUCACUGUCUGUGUUGUGAAUUGUUCCACAAGUGUGUUUGCUGGGUUUGCCAUCUUCUCCAUCCUUGGACACAUGGCUCAUGUACAGAACAAGCCUGUUUCGGAGGUUGCUCAGUCAGGUUUUGGUUUGGUUUUCAUCGCCUACCCAGAGGCCCUUGCACAGUUGCCAUGGGCACCUCUAUGGUCCGCUUUGUUUUUCUUAAUGUUGCUCACUCUGGGACUUGACACUCAGUUUGGAGCUUUAGAAGUAAUUACAACGACCCUAGUAGACCAGUUCCCGAAGCUUCUACAAUCAAAGCGCCUUUACCUGACAGCCGGACUUUGCCUCAUAUUUUACCUCCUUGGUCUUAUAUUUGUAACAGAGGGUGGAGUUUACUGGUUAAAUUUAAUAGAUUAUUUCUGUACUGGAUGGAUUCUCAUUACAAUCGCCCUGCUGGAACUCAUUGGCCUAAGCUGGGUUUAUGGGGUAAACAGAUUCAUCAAGGACAUUGAGAUGAUGAUUGGAGAAAGGAAUUUUCUCUUCUGGCUGUGGUGGAGAGUCUGCUGGUGUUUCAUCUCACCAUGCAUGCUGUUGGCAAUAUUAACCUGGUCUUUAGCAACAUUUGCUCCUCCAUCAUAUGGACCCAUGGAGUACCCCGUCUGGGCAACACCAUUUGGCUGGUUUUUGAUCAUCCUGUGCAUUAUGUGGAUUCCUGUCAUUGCCAUUAUGAGAGUUGCCCAAGCAGAGGGCUCAACAUUGUCCCAGAAAGUUGCUGCUGCUUGUUCCUCAGCUCCUGACUGGGGUCCAUACUUGGAACAACACAGAGGAGAAAGAUAUAGGAACAAGCCUGGUUCUGCAGAAGUUCCUAACCAAAUGCAACUUCUUACAACUAGAAGAUGAACAUUUGAGGAAAUUUCAUUUAAUUUUGUAAGCAAUGGUUUUGAAGAUCUUUAACUCAUCUGUAAAUUCAGCAAGAGAUCAAGACUGCCAGCCCCUCAUUGGAAUACAUAUAAAGAUUGAGAUUAGCUUUAUUUGUCACAUGUACAUCAAAAGAUACAGUGAAAUUUGUUAUUUGUGUCAAAUCAAAUCAGCAAGGAUUGAAAGUGUCACCGUGCUUGUGGCACCGACAUAAUAUGCCCACAACUCUCUCACACUGCAGAGCUAAUAGGACUUGAUGUUUCAAUCCCUCUGGCACUCUUGAUGUUGGCAGUGGAGUUGGAGUGGUGACAAGGAGGGGAGGUGCCUCAUCACGUCAUCAGGUGGGCACCUUUCUUCUUUGACGUUUCAUUGAUAAGCCCACAACAUUUCCAGAGUACUCAACCGUGCUACCUGGCAUCCCAGAUACACCCCCCUCAGUUCCAUACCCUUCAUCUUGCAGCCCAGUUGUUGUCUUUCCUUUUAAUCCAAAUCCAAUUACUGCUUUCUGCUGCUGCAUUUGACAAGGACUUGAUUGCUUGUUGGAGUGAAUAACCCCUCACCCCUAUCUUCUUCAAUAGACUGGUCGUAGAUGUAGCCACGAAUCCCCUGCAUCACACUUCUACAGGGAAAAUCUUGGUCUUCCAGCCAUUCUGGGCAGCUUCAGUUGCCAGUUCAGAGUACUUGGUCUUUUUCCUCUCAUAAGCAUCUUCAACACCAUCUUCCUAUGGUACUGUCAAUUCUACAAUAUAUGCCAGCUUGGCUGACGUGGACCACAGAACUAUGUCUGGCCAGAGUAUUGUAGCCGCAAUACCUGGGGGAAACACAAGCUUUUUUUCCCAAGUCCACGUCCAUUUUCCAAUCCCGAGCAACCUGCAGAAGCAUGUGUGCUGAUCACUCUUUCGAGCUUUUCCACUUUGUUAAUGAGGAUUUGAUACACUGUUAAAGGCCACAUGAGUCUUGGGAGUAUACCGAACUGGAAGCACCAUAGGUUGAGUUUUCCUGGCAGCCAGGUCUGUUAAUGCGAGCUAUGUACAUGAUGGUUUCCUUUUUGAGUUGUUUAAACUGCUUGGUGUCCUUGAGCUUAGUAUCAUACCAUUGGCCCAAGCACUGACAUUUCUGACACAGUUGGGACAGGUGUUCUGUCAAUAUGAAAUCUUUGAUCCAUAUCUUGACCUUUGACAAUGGAGAUGCUUCUGUGCUUGCUGGGCUUGAUCUUCAUCCUCGCCCAUGUGAUGUUUUGAUGAAGCUUUUCCAGAAGUCUCUUGGUGCAGGGGACAGUUGUCAUCAGUAUUGUUAUAUCAUCCAUAUAGGCUCGUAUCGGUGGUAACCAUUGACCAAGCUGUAGCCGUUUUCCUCCCACAACCUAUUUUGAGGCUCUGAUAAUGAGCUCCAUUGCGAUAGUGAAGGCCAAUGGGGAGAUGGUGCAUCCAGCCAUGAUGCCUACUUCCAGUGGUUGCCAAGCUGUGGUGAAGUCUGAUGUUGUGAGACAAACUUGCAGAUCCUGGAAGUAGUGUUUUACCAGAUUUGUUGUUGUUGCAGGCACCUGCAAGAAUUCAAAAGCAGUCCACAGCAGGGAAUGAGGAACUGAUCCACAGGGUAAUACAGUGGUGUUUGGAAGUUUGUGACCCCUGUAGAGUUCUGCAGAAGUAUGACCUAAAAUGUGAUCAGAUAUUUACGCAGUCCUAAAACUAGAUAAAGAGAACUCAAUUAAAUAAAUAACACAAAAAAUUACACUUGUUCAUUUAUUUAUUGAGAAAAAUGAUCCAAUAUUACACGUGUUUGUUGGAAAGAGUAUGCAAAACUUUGCUUUCAGUAACUGGUGUGACCCCUUGUACAACAAUAACUUCAACCAAACAUUUCAGUCCUGCACAUUGGAUUGGAGGAAUUUUAGGGCAUUCCUCCUUACAAAACUGCUUCAACACUGCGAUGUUGGUGAGCUUCCUUGCAUAAACUCCUUCCACAAAACUUCUAUAGGAUUAAGGUCAGGACUUUGACUCAGCUAUUCCAAAACAUGAAAUUUAUUCUUUUUAAACCAUUCUGUUGUUGUCUUUUGGAUCAUUGUCCUGUUGCAUUAUUGAACUUCUAUUAAGCUUCAGGUGAUGGACAACUACCCUGGCAUUCUCCUGUAAAAUGCCCUGUUACAAUUUUAAAUUCAUUGUUCCCUCAAUGAUUACAAGCUGUCCAGGCCCUGAGGCAGCCAAGCAGCCCCAAACCUUCCACCAUGCUUCACAGUUCACUGUUGGGAUGAGGGUUUGGUAUUGAUGUGUAGUGUCCUUUUUCCUCCAAACAUAGCAAUGUGCAUUUUUGCCAAAAAGUUCAAUUUUUGUCUCAUCACUCCACAGAACAUUGUCUCAGAAGUGCUGUGGAACAUCCAGAUGGUCUUUUUCAAACUUGAGAUGUGCAGCAAUGCAUUUUUUUGCUGGAGAGCAGUGAUGUUUUCCUUGGUUUCCUUCCAUCACCACCAUUCUUGUUCAAUGUUUUUCUUUUGGUAAACACAUGAACAGAGACUUUAGCAAGUUCAAGUGAUUUUUGCAGGUCUUUUGGAUUCUUUUUCACCUCCUUCAGCAUUGCAAGUUGUGCUCUUUGUGUGAACUUUGCAGGAUGCCCACUACUGGGGAGAUUAGCAAUAGUACUGAAUAUCCUCCAUUUGUAGACAAUUACUCUUACUAUGGACUGCUGAACACUCAAGUCUUUAGAAAUGUUUUUGUAGCCAUUUCCAGCUUGACGUAUCUCUAUAAUUCUUCUUCUAAGGUCCUCUGAAAGUUGUUUUGAUUGAAGCAUGGAGUACAUAAAAAAAAAUCUUCCUUGAGAAGAGCAAGCUCUGUCAGUAACCUGACUUUGUGUGUCUUUUUUAUAGAGCAGAGCACUCCUACAACCCACACCUCCAAUCUUAUCUCAUUGAUUGGAACACCUGACUCCAAAUAGCUUUAGAAGAAGGUACAGUAUUACCCCAGAGAUUCACAUAGUUUUUCCAACAUGUAAUAUUGGAUCAUUUUUCUCAAUACAAAAUGAACAAAAAUAAUGUUUUUGUGUUAUUUAAUGUGGUUAUCUUUAUCUAGUUUCAGGACUUCAGUGAAGAUCUGAUCAUAUUUUAGGUCAUACUUAUGCAAAAAAGGGAUAAUUCCACAGGAGUCACAAACUUUCUAGCACUCUGUCUUUUGGAAUGUGAGGGGAGAUCAGGACACCCAGAGGAAACUUACGCGGUCACAAGGAGAACAUACAAACUCCUUGCAGACAGCAGCAGGAAUCAAACACUGAUCUUACUGCUGGCACGUAACCAUGACAUCACCAUGCUGCAAAUGUCACUCCACUCCUUAAGAAGGACUGGAGACCAAAGACAGGAAAUUGCAGACCAGCCUGACUUCAGUGGUUGGUGAAAUGUUGGAGUCUAUUAUUAAGAUUGAGGUUUCAGUGUACGUGGAGGCACAUGGUAAAAUAAACCAAAAACAGCAUUGUUUCCUCAAGGGGAAAUAUUGUCUGACAAAUCUGUUAGAAUUAUUUAAGGAAAUAAUAGGCAGAACAGCCAAAGGAGAGUUUGUGAAUGUUGAUUACUUGGAUUUGCAAAGGUGCUACACCUGAGGCUACUUAACAAGAUUAGAGCUUAUGAUAUUGAAAGAAAAGUUCUUGCAUGGAUUGAAGAUUGGAUGACUGACAGGAGGCAAAGAGUGGGAAUACGGGGGUCCUUUUCUGGUUGGUUGCCAGUGUCUAGUGGUGUUCCACUCGAAUUAGUGUUUGGACCAAUUUUUUUCACAUUAUAUGUCAAUGAUUUGGAUGAUGGAAUUGAUGGCUUGGCUGAUAAUACAAAGAUGGGUGAAGGGGCAAGUAGUGUUGAGAAAGCAAGGAGUCUGCAGAAGGACUUGCAGAAGAUAGAAUAGGAGAUUGGAUAAAGAAAUUGCAGAUGGAUUACAGAGCAGCAGGGUGUUCUGACAUUCACUUCAUAGAAAGAAUAAAGGUGUUGACUAUUCUCCAAACAGAUUUAUAGCAUUGCAGCUAAUAGCAUUGCUCAGUCAACUUGCACAGCACAAUGGAUGGAAGUGCUUGCUUCUAUGGCAUGAGGAAUUAAUGUUUCAAUGCAGAACAUUCAAACACAAAGAAAAACAUAAUGCAAGAGAAUGAGAUAGUGCAUUAAACUAUCAAACACUUGACACACUCACUCAGACACUCAGAAAGGAAUGCGGACUAGUUGAAACCCUUGCGAUGAUCCUGCUCAGCUUCGUGAUGUUGUUGUGUCCAAAGUAACUCAACCCAACACUGUACUCUCAUCUGCCCACUGACAGGGAUGUGCAGUGAUGGCCCAAGUGCAGAGGGAGAGACAUUGAAGCAGACUGAACAGUUCACUGAGUUUCAAUAAGAAUUGUGCGAAACAAAAGGAAAAUAAAAGUUCAGUUAACUAAGACUCUCAAACUAAAAUCUAAGGCAGACAUUGCGGCUCAGAAGCAGUACAUAAAUUUUGCUCCUUUACAGUGUCAAUCUAUACUGUAGCCUUUUUUCCUGGAAUGAGGACUGAAAUAAGCAGGGAGCAUAUAAGACUGAAAUGAAAGGAAGGGAGUUAAAUACCAUCACAAUGAAACACUAAUUGGUUGGAACAUGUAUACCUACGAGUGUAAUUUCUGACCCUGCUCAGCUUCCCUCCUGCCCUCUGGUGCUGCAACAGAAUAGACCAUGGACCAUCAACCAAGCAGUGUGGGGAGGGGGAGGGAGGAAGUCACCGGCUUGGGCUGGAAAACAUGGGUUAAUCUUCAUAGGCCCUGUCUGUAGGAGGCUCUAUUGAUAGCCUUCUCCGCUUUGAAUGGUACCAUGAGGCGUGGGGCCAACUUGCAGUUCUCAACCUUCGAAGGAAGAUCUCUUGAUGCCAGCCAGACUUUCUGUCCUGCCUUCGGAGGCCUCAACUGUUAGUGGAGCAGGUUGGCCUGCUGGGCAUUUUAUUCCUAUAUGUACAGUGGAGAAGAACUGACCCACCCCCACAUGCAUUUGUAGCAUUGGACCAACUGCUCAGCAACUUCCACGUCAAUCUCUUAGUCAGGGAAGAGUGAAGGCUGAAAUUAUUUUGGGCAUUCAAAGGGGGAUAUGUGGGUAGAGACUGAUAGGAAGCUAUUGUGGGCAAUCAGUUGGGAGCUCCAGCUCAUGUGUUUGGAAGAAACAUGCAGUGCAGAAUAUUCUCCAGUUCCUGAAUCACUCCCUCAAUGGACUGGGACCAUAUACCUGCUGAAAGGCUGGCUGUGACUCCUAAAAGAGAAGGGAAGCCUUCCAAAAAUGGGACAUGAACUGAGGUCCUCAAUCAGACACUAUGUCCUGAGUGGAAGCUGUGCAGCCUGAACAUGUGGUGAACAGUUACAACAACUGACGCGAGUUUGGGGUGACCAAUGAAGUGGGCUGCUUUGGAGAACUCGUUUACAACUACCAGAAUGUUCAUGUUCCCAUCAGACAGAAGCAGACUCGUGAUGAAAUCCAUUGAGAGAUGAGUCUUGGCCAGUGAGACACAGGCAGUGGGCAGAGCAGACCAGCAGGGCAUUGAUGUGAGCUACUGUUCUGGUCACAGGUGGGACAGGCAGAGACAAAGUUCUGGACAUCCUGGGACAUGGCCACCAAAAUCAUCUCUUUAUGAAUUCCAGUGUCUGCUGAAUCUGUGUAUAGCCAACCAGACAGGAAGAGUGAACCACUUCAAUGCACUGGGGCACAGAGUGGCAGGGGCAAACAGGGGGUUGGGAUAUCCCCCACCUGAGCCUGUUGGAUAGCUGUCACUUCUGCUUCUAUUCCCCAAAUCAAUGGAGCAGUAAUGCAUGAGAGAGGAAGGAUGGGCUCUGGAUUGUCAUUGUCCUUGGAGAUGUCAAACUGGCAGGAGAGAGCAUUAGCCUUAGUAUGCUUGCAGCCAGGAGGGUGAAAUGAAAGUGAGUGAAGUAAAGAACCCAACAGGCUUGACGACAUUUGAGUCUCUUGGCGUGACAAAUGUAGGAGAGAAUCUUGAGGCCUAUCAAACCAAAAAAAGGGUGGUCUUCUCCUUGCAGCCAGUGUCGCCAUGCUCCCAGGGCCUCCUUGACAGCCAGGAGUUCUCAGUUCCAAAAAUUGUAGUUGCACUCUGCAGGAGUCAAGUGACAGGAAAGAAAAGCACAGAGUUGCAACUGAUAAAGUGAAGAGUGCAGGGAGAGUAAUGCUGACACCACAUGCAUUAACUUCAAUGAUGAAUGAACAGGAUGAGUUUGGGUGUCGCAGCACUGGGGCAGUGGUGGUAGACCAUUGAUGGUUCCGGCCAGUCUGUGACUGACUGUACUUUACACAGGUCCAGUUGAACACUGGAAGGGGUGAAAUGUAGCCAACAUAUGACACCUGCUACUUGUGGAACUCACACAUCUUUGGCUUGGCAUAAAGUUUGUUCUCGAGGAGCCAUCUGAGAACCCUCUGGACCUGCUGGAUGUAUUGUUGGGGAGAGUGGGAACAGAUAAGGAUGUUGCCCAACUACACAAAAACUAAUUGAUUCUACAAGCCCCAGAAUACAUUAUUGACCAGAACCUGAAAAGCAGCAGAGGCGCUGGGCAGACCAAAUGGUAUCACAAGAUACUCGUAGUGGCCAGUGGAGGUGUUGGAUGCUAUCUUCCACUCAUCCCAUUAUUGGAUGUGAAUCAAGUUGUAAGCAUUGCACAAAUCUACCUCAGAGAAUACGGUUGCUCUGUGGAGAUGUUCGAAUGCUAAGCGUAGCAGGGGAAGAUGGUAGUGGUUCUUCACCAUGAUGUUGUCGAAGGGCCAGUAAUCAAUGCAGAAACAGAGCUUGCCAUCCUUCUUGUUCAUAUAAAAGAAGCCCAUUCCUACUGGUAAGGCUGAUAAACCCGAAGGCCAAUGCCAAUGUACUCUUUCAUGGACACCAUUUCAGGAUGAGAGAGGGAAAAGUGCCAGCCCAGGGAUGACUAGUACUGGGGGGACAAAGUCAAUGGCACAGUUGUAUGGCUGGUGUUGAGGCAGGGAAGUAGCCUUCUUCUUCCUGAAAACUACAAGAAGGUCAGAAUUUUCAACUAGAACACCAGACAGGUCCACACUAGCAAUUGGUACAGGAGGGGAUAUGAUAAAAGGAGCUUGAGCUGGACCCAGAUAGGGAGAGAGGCAUACCAAUUCCUAUUCUUGGAGUGCCUUUAGAGACAAAUUAAUCCAUGAGAUAGCCAAGAAGGGCCAAGCACCAGUGGCAGUUCAGGUGAAUCAAAAAGAUAGACAGAGAGAUGUUCUCUAUGAUGGCCUUUUAGCAGAAGUUGGAACUGUUAUGUGGAAAGGUGGAUCUUACUUUUGCCUGGAGGCCAGCUAUCCAGAGUCUUGACAUUGAUAUUUUCUCUCAAUUCCUGAGUUGGAAUUCUCCAUCUUCGAGCCAGAGAUAUAUCCAUGAGGUUCCCAGCUGCCCCAGAGUCAAUAAACGGGUCUGAACCUGCACAACAAGGAAGCAGAGAGCAUUGCACAAUUAGGAGCAGAUGCUUGCAGAGAUAAUUGACCCACCAGAAUUCCCCUUCUUGCUGAUGGGCAUCUCUUUUACUGGGCACUUGGGACAUGAUACCCUGAAAUGUCCUGGAGAGCCACAGUAAAGGCAGGAACCUGUUCUCCAAAACUAAUCUCAUUCCUCAUGAGAUAGCUACAGGCACCUGACCUGCGUAAGCUCCUCGGCGGACUCUGUGCUGGGUGAUGAGAGAGAGAGUGAAGACAGACUGUGAUCUAAAGAGUAGUGAGCUUGGGGCAUUCCACACAGUUGCCUAAUUGUCAAUUUAAAUGUCCAAAUUAAUCAGGUCAUCCAAGCUGUCCUGCUUGUCCGCUCUGUGAUCUCGUACUGGACUCUUGCUCUCAACCCAUGCUAGGAAACAGUGAUGUGGGAUCUCUCAUUUUGCCCUGUCUCAAUCGCAAGCACACAGAACUUUACUGCAGAGUCCCUCACUGUCCCUUUUCCUUGGCGCAGGUCCAGGAGUCAUUGGACAACCUCACAGGCCAGUACUGCAAGAUCAGACGUUCUCUUGAACUCGACUACAAAAUGCUGGAAUGCAGGAGAACGUUAUUCUCAUGGGGGGUUGAACAGGCUGCGUGAGGAUCCAUCUAAGUCUUAAGUCAUAAACUAGUUUACACAGUGAGUCUCUCAGAUGCUAAGAGAUUCGCCAUGUCGGCUAGUUUACACGCUUCAUCACCAAACCGACCUGGUUGAGCUUGGAAGUUCAGUUCAUACUGGGUAAUACAUUUCCUGCAGCUGCUGGGGUCACUGGAGUAUCUGCUUGGUGAAGGAGUUCUCCGUUCUGAUCUGGUCUGGACACUGACACAGUAGUGGCUGAGGCUGGUGAGACUGUUAAAGAGGAGGAUGUAGGAGAUGCUGGGAAGGGCACUGUCCUGGCUGAAGGCUGAUGAACUCUCAUUGUGAGAGCAGCUGCCACCCUAUUCCAGCUGUCUAUGGUGAGUUGCCAAACUGUCAUUGUGAGGGUUGACACCUUCCUGCUUGAACUGGACUUGCCAUCCUGAGAGUAGUUGUCACACUGCAUGGGGCUCUUCUGCUAACCCAGACCCUACUGACAUUAAUGUCAACACAAACUUUAGUUUGGGCUGGGCUUGUCAUUCUGCAAGUAGCUGUUGGAUUGCAUAAAUCACCUCUGCUAAGCCAGAAUCCACUGACUUCAACUUCUUUCCUACCUGACCAACAAACAUUAGGGACUUGAUCAGCUAUUCUCUCUCUGCUAGAUCCAUUUUGGUGUUCAACUAUUGAUGACAAAGAUGCGUGGUGAUGGCCCAAGUACACAGAGAGACAGAGAAAGAGACAGAAGUGCACUGAAUUUUAGUAAAGAUUGUGCAGAAAUAAAGGAAAAUAAAAAUGCUAUGCUGAUAGGGCUAUUAGCUAAACUCUCAGACUGAAAGCUAACACUAACACUGCCACUUGAAAGCAAUAACUUAGUGCUAAGUUCUGCUCCUGUACAGUGCCAAUCUGAACUGUAGCCUUCUUUUCCUGGAAUGAGGACUGAGAUAAGCAAGGAGCACAUCCAUCACUGUGCUUUGGUCAAGACCUGACAAAACUGAAACAAAAGCAAGGGUGUUAGAUACAAUUGUGAUGAAAUACAAAUUGACUGGAACGUGCAUACUCAUAAGCGUGACUGACACCUGUUAGGGCAUCCAAACUCAGAAUCAGAAUCAGCUUUAUCAUCACUGGCAUGUGACGUGAAAUUUGUUAACUUAGCAGCAGCAGUUCAAUGCAGUACAUAAUCUAGAAGAGAGAAAAAAAAUAAACUAAAAUAAUAAUAAUAAAUAAACAAGUAAAUCAAAUAUGCAAAAAACAGAAAUACUGUAUAUUAAAAAAGUGAGGUAGUGUCCAAGCAUUCAAUGCCCAUUUAGGAAUCAGGUGUGUGUGCCUUCAGGCUUCUGUACCUCCUACCUGAUGGUAACAGUGAGAAAAGGGCAUGCCCUGGGUGCUGGAGGCCCUUGAUAAUGGACGCUGCCUUUCUGGGACACUGCUCCCUAAAGAUUUCCUGGGUACUUUGUAGGCUAAUACCCAAAAUGGAGCUGACUCAGAAUGUAGCCCCUCCAUGCCAGACAGCGAUGCAGCCUGUCAGAAUGCUCUCCACGGUGCAACUAAAGAAGUUUUUGAGUGUAUUUGUUGACAUGCCAAAUCUCUUCAAACUCCUAAUGAAAUAUAGCUGCUGUCUUGUCUUCUUUAUAAUUACAUCAAUAUGUUAAUCUUUGACCCUAAUCUUUCUCCCAAAUUAUAAGUAUAUAAAGUCUCUGUUUCCACCUUUGUUUCAAGAAGAAAGUUUCAAAGUCUUAUUAUCUUCCAAGCGAAAAAACUUCACCUGCCUUAAAUGGGGACUCUAUCAUUAAGCAAUGACCUCUAUUUCUAGAUAUUCCCAAAGAGAAGCAGCUUCUCCAUAUCCAACCUGUUGAAGCCCUUUGAAAUCUUAAGCUUCAAUUAAGCCAUCUCUCAGUUUUGUAAUAUCCAGUGGAUAUGAGCCUAGCUUGUCAAAUUAAUUCCUCAAAAGACAUCUGCCUAUUCCAGAUAUCAGUCCUAUAAAAUUUUCCUGAAGUACCUGGAAAAUAUUAAUAUCCUUCCUCAAAAGGGUACUGAGCAUCAAACCCCUGUGGCAAAAUCAUAUUGCUGCAUAUUCAGUAGUAGAAAUACAAAGUGGCAGUUAAGUGUCUCAUUCAGUCUGUGUAUAUGAGUUUUCAUUUCCGGACCUUGCGUUUCUUCCAUGAUCACAACAUGCAAAUCCUUCUAUUCAGUAUUACAUUUCUGGUGAGCUGAUGUGAACAACUUCCUUCUGAUAUAGUCUGUGCCCUCUCACCACCAAUGAUCCAGUGUUCUAGCUGCUGUGUUACAGGAAAACUACUUCUGGGAGAGGAAGGAGAAAGCAUUAUCUGAUUUUGUAUUACAACAAUGGGUGUAUGCUAUAAAAUAAUUAAUGAAGAUCCUG